This is a messenger RNA of Oppia nitens, 909 nucleotides long. RefSeq lists its product as uncharacterized. The transcript has a single exon. Bases 13 to 909 code for a protein of 298 amino acids. The record is from RefSeq and is a predicted model, not a curated record. NCBI's taxonomy places the organism in Eukaryota, Metazoa, Arthropoda, Arachnida, Sarcoptiformes, Oppiidae.
AUUAUUUGUCAAAUGAGUGUCACAAGUAAUAAAAUGAGUGAUGAUAUCAAUACAAUAUCUACAAACAAUGUCUCUGAGACAGUAUCGCUUAACUGUGGCCCCAAUACAGCUCAGGCAGGUUUGUCGACACCGGUAACCACACCGGAGCCUAAAUCGAUGAGUAAUCAGUCGGGUUCGCGAUCGGAGAUCCAUUACCCGGGAGUACAGAAUCCGUCGCGUAUUUAUGAAUCUAAGAAAAAUCGAAAACUGUUCCGCAUUUUGACAGUCUUUGGCUAUAUGUUUGCCGUCAGUUUGGCUGCUAUUGUGCUUUCAUUAUAUUACAUAUUCCUCUGGAAUCCUAAUAUGCAAAUCAAUAACUCUUCACAAACCAUAAGAUUCAAUGCAAACAAUGAUUUUGUUUUGAAAUUGAAAGAGUCGGACGUAUAUACCGAUGACAGUGUCGAUCAAAGUAAUGAUAUUCAGCGACAAAAAACUGAACAAAUGUUUUCUUCAUCGCAGCUAUUGUUGAGAACAACAAACAAAACUUCAUUAAAUACAAUGAAUACGACGACAACAGCACCGAUGAUGACAUUGCCAUCGACUACAACGACAUCGAAAAUAAAUGUAACGACAAAUGUUGUCCGAAACAGCCAUUACUUGUCAGAUACCUUAUCUGUAAGUAAUGCCAAUGAAAAUGUCUAUAAAUUAGUGCCAAAGACUCGUUCAAUGUAUGUCAGCGCCAGUGAUGGCAGAGUGGGUCACAAUAUAAUCGUUAGCCAUAAUAAUAAUAAUAAUAAUAACGAAAACAAGAGACCAGACAUCAAAACAUUGGAAAUAUUGAAUGAAACGAAUGAAACGGAAAUCAAUAUAAACGACAAUCACAUCAAUAAUUUACUAAUAAAUAGGAGUUCAACACAAGGAAACCAUUAA